ACAACACUACUGUAUAGCCAAAAGUUUAUAAUAGGUUUCAAAAAUUGUUUUAUAAAGGGGUGUAUUUUGCAUGCUAUCGUGUAGUUUGUAUUUUUAUUUAUUCGUUUUUGCACGCUAAUAUUGCACUGCACUUAAUUUGAAUAAAAUACGAGGCGCAUAAACUUUGACCCGUCACGUGACAGAAAACAAAGUUUGACCAAAAAUAAGUCAAACAUGAAGUUUUUAAAUCUUUUUGGACGCUUAAAAUCCAUUGUCAUCGGCAUGGUUCACGUAAAGGCUCUACCAGGUACUCCGCUGAACAAUCUUGCAGUUGCUGAAAUAACAGAAGCAGCAUGUCGUGAAGCAGAGCUGUACAGCGAUGCAGGCAUUGAUGGACUCAUUAUUGAAAACAUGCAUGAUCUUCCCUAUACAACAACUGCUGGACCAGAGGUCUAUGCUACUAUGACAGCAGUCUGUACUGCAGUGAGGCAGACAUGUCCAACCCUUCCCAUUGGAGCCCAGAUCCUAACUGCAGCUAACCGGGAAGCUUUAGCAGUAGCUCUGGCAUCAGGCCUUGAUUUCAUACGCGCAGAAGGAUUUGUCUUCUCACAUGUAGCAGAUGAAGGACUUUUAAACGCAUGUGCUGGUGACCUGUUAAGGUACCGCAAACAAAUAGGAGCUGAGCACAUCCAAAUUUUCACUGAUAUAAAGAAAAAACACAGCUCUCAUGCCCUGACGUCUGAUGUCAGUGUGGCUGAAACGGCCAAAGCUGCUGAGUUCUUCCUCUCUGAUGGCGUCAUCCUGACUGGAACAGCCACAGGUAUACAAGCCGACCCUGAAGACCUCAGAGAGGUCGGACAAGCAGUAAGAAUCCCAGUUCUGAUUGGCUCUGGGGUGACCCAUGAGAAUGUGGAGCACUACCUUGAAGCAAGUGCAAUGAUCAUUGGCUCAUACUUUAAGAAAGGAGGAUUUUGGGCCAACAGUGUCGAUCCAGAAAGGGUCAGGAAAUUCAUGGGAAAGAUGAACAAACUCAGAGUAUGAAUAAUUGAAAAAAAUUGAUGUUUGAAAGGACACAGUGUUGGCACAGAAAUACAGAGUAUUUGACUAAAGUGUUUAAUAAUAAAUCACUCACUUGGUCUGAA
This is a messenger RNA of Lepisosteus oculatus (spotted gar), 1121 nucleotides long. RefSeq lists its product as uncharacterized. The record is from RefSeq and is a predicted model, not a curated record. NCBI's taxonomy places the organism in Eukaryota, Metazoa, Chordata, Actinopteri, Semionotiformes, Lepisosteidae.